Molecule: messenger RNA, 503 nt
Organism: Scheffersomyces amazonensis
Lineage: Eukaryota; Fungi; Ascomycota; Pichiomycetes; Serinales; Debaryomycetaceae
Product: DNA-directed RNA polymerase core subunit
Exons: 1
Coding region: 164-382 (72 amino acids)
Biological process (GO): transcription by RNA polymerase I; tRNA transcription by RNA polymerase III; transcription by RNA polymerase II
Cellular component (GO): RNA polymerase I complex; RNA polymerase II, core complex; RNA polymerase III complex
Molecular function (GO): zinc ion binding; DNA binding
Source: RefSeq, a predicted model, not a curated record
CCCUACUAAAAUCGAAAAUCUUUUAAUUUUUCACUUCGAUGAGUAUUGGUCGUGCACGUGAUCAGCCAUCUCAAUUUUUUUUCACCAGAUAAAUUUAUCUCACUACACAACGACGAGUCACUAAUCAACAGUAACCGUUAGUAAUCCAUCAAAACACAACAAGAUGAUCAUUCCUAUUCGUUGUUUUUCCUGUGGUAAGGUUGUUGGAGACAAGUGGGAAACAUACUUGGAGUAUUUGCAGGAUGAAUCCAUGACUGAAGGUAAUGCAUUAGACAAGUUGGAGUUAAAGAGAUACUGUUGUCGUAGAAUGGUGUUGACACAUGUAGACUUAAUUGAAAAGUUCUUAAGAUAUAAUCCUUUAGAAAAGAAAGAGAUCAGCUGAUAUGUGUUAGCUAUUAGUUGCUGAAUGUUACCCCCUGUAUUUUAGUUUUCACAGUAUAUCAUAUAUGUAUUAUGUGUAAUAUAUAAGCAAUAUACACAAUAUAAAAAGUUUUUAAGUUAAC